GCGGGGAGGGACCCUGCGCACAAUGGCCCAAUGGCAGCCCUGCACACCCCGGCAUUUGUUUACAUAUUGGUGGAGGAACCCAGGAGCGCAGCACCUCGUUCAUCUUUGUGCUGGAUCCUUCGUUGUAGGCCUCUGACGCCUUAGUUUGAGGGUCUGCAAGCUGGCAGAGAACAAGAAGGCAACCAUGACGAAUUCGGAUGAGGAGAUGAUAGCCUUGAGGUGGAAUAACCACCUCACCACCUUAUCACAGCUUCUCUUCUCAUUACGAGAGGAGGAAUCCCUCAUAGACGCCACGCUGGCUUGUGAUGGCAAGCUGUUCCCUGCCCAUAAGUUUGUUCUGUCGAUGUGUAGUGAAUACUUCAAGGAGAUGUUCACUACAAAUCCCUGCAAGCACCCUAUUGUGUAUAUGAAGGAUGUCAAGAGUGAAGACAUGGAGGCGCUGCUGGACUUCAUGUACCGAGGUGUUGUCCACAUCCCCCAGGAGUCCCUGACUGGUCUGCUCAAGACUGCUGAAGGCCUGCAGAUCCGAGGCCUUGGAAUGUUUGCCCGAGAGGCUGCAGAGAACGGAGGAAUACCCACCUCAGACCGCUCCGUGGUGUCAGGAGCCCUAGAGCCCAACGUCAUGGUGAGCCCGGAGCGGAAACGACCCUACGACAUGGACCACUCGGAAACUUCACUGGUUAACUUCUCAGAUGGCGAACUUGAUGAUCAACCUCUUCACGCAAGCACUACCUCCACCCCUGCCACCACCACCACCCCAAAGAAGCCCAAGAUAACGUCAAUAAUGUCCGAUGACUGUACGAAUGAUGUCCCGGCACCAAUACCUGACUUGCCCAGAGUUUCAGAAGACAUGCUGGACUUGGGAGGCGGAGUAACCAUACCUGCCAGUGAUUAUUUUAAGUUUCGUCGCACCAAUGCCAAUCGCUACAUCAACGACCUCCUUCGGUACUUUUUUCCGGUGGAAGUGUUGGCCUCCUCCUCCCUCACGGGGGGGGAAUGUUUUGCCAACAAAGACAAAGGACCCUCCAACAAGAACCAGCUCGACCCCUGCAUCAUCAGAGUCAUCACACAUGAUGCAAUACGGAACUUUCCCGCCAUAGAUGAAAAACAAGUAAGGAAUGCAAUCCGGCGCAAGCUCAACACAGAAUCCCGCAUAUACCGUAGUCAGGAAAAAUUUGGGGGUAUUUUGCCGAAGCGGAAUCCAGUGCAGAGAAGGCGCAGCAGGUUUGCAGAGUCUCCGCGGGCCCUGGUGUCUAUUGAGAAGUCAGCAGACCGCGAGAAGGACAAAGGGCCCCCAAUGGUGACACCAAAUGUUACCGUAGAGAAGGCGCCCUCCAAAGACUCAAGAAGACCAACCUAUGCCUCUGGUCAGAGCCAGCAGCAGGACAAGGAUGGCAAAAGAGACGGGGACACUUCUUAUUUCAGCAGACUGGACAAAGCUGUGAGGCCCGGUGAUCAGGGUCAGCCUUCUAACUCAGCUACUCCUACUCCAGUAGCCACACCCAGCCUCCCUUCCUCCUCCUCCUCCCCGGCUACUGGUGCAGAUAAGACAUUUAAACUCUGUCAUGAGAACCUGGUGAAAGCCGAGCUGCCCGCUGCCUCCCAGUACCUCCCGCAGGAGUACUCGUAUCCCACAGUGAUGCCGCCGCACGUCAGCCAGGCAUACCUCCCCCACCACAUGGCAGCCGCAGAUCCCACUUACCUGCGCCGGCUAGAGAUGAGCCAGGCCACGCCCCAUCCUGCAGCGCUGUCCUACACGUAUCCACACGCCACCUUACCCACCUCAGAAUCCAUGGAGCCCAGUCUGCACAUGUAGUGAGGUUUGUCUUUGUCUUUUCCCUUCAAAUUCCAGUGCAAAUUAACAAAAUAUACAUAAAAUGUUUUAUAUUGACAGGAGGGUGGCUGUUGCCCCCUGUAGGGAUGUCACAGGUGAGGUUCUCUGUCACAGAGCUUAGAAAUCACUUGUACUUGUUAUUCAUGCCAAGUUUUGAUGCAUGAAAGAUCUGAUUUAUGCAAUUAUUUUUUAUAAAUAUUUAUUUGUAUUAUUUUUUCAUCACUUAUGUGAUAACAAAAUUAUCUGUUGCUUCUUGAAGGUCUCGGACUUACCAAUCAGGUUUUAUUUCUCAUCAGAGGGUGAAAUUAAUAACUCAAGUGAUGCUUAGUGUCAGGAAAUGUAGAUAACUGGUCAAUAGGACUGUCAUUAAGAUUUUAUACUUAAUUUUAUACGGCCUUUGAGAAAUCCAGUGUGAAUAUUGAAGUAUUUGUAUUACUAAUUCAUAUUAUGUAUUUUUCUCAUAGAAUUCCAUUACUUUACUUUGUAAACCACUUCUUAGGAAUGCAAUAAAGAUCACCUUUGUUGAAUAAUUUGGUAGACAUCUGACAUGACCAUCUCUGUGACUAAUGCCAGUGUUCAGCCAUUAGGGAAUCCCAAUUUCCCCAUUGUUCUUCAGUAGUAAUAAAAAGACGGGAACCAGCAGCCUCCAGCCAUGUGGUGCUCCUCCUCCACCUCGAGGGAAGGCGAGUAGUGAUCCUUUUCCCCGGUAGUUUGUCAUUGCCAUAUUUCUCAUCCUAUCUUGGUUAAAUUUGUAACUACUUUAUAUUAAUAUGUUGGACUCUUAAGACCUGAAUAUUAACUUGGUGAUUAAAUUAUCGUUGUAAAGCUCGUAGUUAAAUGGGGAUAAAAUGAUAUCAAUGUGCUGGACUAGAAAGUCAAGAGGGAUGCCACAUGUCAGGAAGAUAUUGGUUCUGUGUGUUAGUUUUUAUUUGGUUCAUAAUAGAACAUUGAAUAUUUUUAAAGAGAACAGUUUUGAACAUAUCUUUGCACAUAAGCCAGCAUAUGGUCUUGCACAUGAAUAUAUUUCAAAAGUUUCAUCAAGGGUGAACAAAAUAAGUUUGUUAGCCUACUUGGUGGUUACUACGGGGCUUAAUACACUAGUAUGGAGAAGCAGCAGCAUCAAGUCACCACAGUGUGUGAAGAGGUUGUUUGACCACUGCCAGCCAAGAGCCACUGAAGAGGGAUAUAGAAAAUGUGAUGUUUUCUAAUGGUUAUAAUUUUGGCAUGUUUUCUGCCUUCCAUUCUGGCACUCCAACUGCAGUUAUGGAUGUGGAAAUGUGGAACUUGUAUGUAAUUAUUUGUUGUAUGUACGUUUAUUCUAAGAAUUAUAUUAAUCCAUAUAGUGCUUACUACAAUGA
Messenger RNA from Portunus trituberculatus (swimming crab), 3192 nucleotides. RefSeq lists its product as uncharacterized. Lineage: Eukaryota; Metazoa; Arthropoda; Malacostraca; Decapoda; Portunidae. The coding region runs from base 185 to 1816 and encodes 543 amino acids. The transcript is spliced from 7 exons. The record is from RefSeq and is a predicted model, not a curated record. Gene Ontology annotation, cellular component: nucleus. Gene Ontology annotation, biological process: regulation of transcription by RNA polymerase II. Gene Ontology annotation, molecular function: DNA binding; protein binding.